CUGAGUCAACUGUUCUUCACGUCGCUUCAACCCAACCAUCACUCUUUCCUUUGUAAAAGAUGACCAGGCUGUUAUUUUCUGUUUUGGAUUCCUGAUGUUGAACUGGAUCUAAGUGCUUGGAGACUCCUCAGUCGUCUUGCUGUAUCUCUGGUUUGCUUCUUCAGCCAUCAGGGAAGAUGUCGGUGACGAUGACGAGAAAUGACGGGGUCACGGUUUUUACGGUGCAGUCCGACCCACAGAGCCGCUGGCCUCCAGUGUGUCAGAUCCUGAAGAGCCUUUGCUACAGUCCGCUGUGCUGCUCUCUGUCUCCCCACAUGAGGAAGAGCCAGGGAAUGUCCUUCUCAGUCCUCGGCGCCAUCCAGAUAAUGAUUGGGCUGCUCAAUCUGGGCUUAGGCGGAACCCUCCUCUUUAGUCCAGACACUUACUGGGUGCUGAAUUAUUCUGGUUUUCCCUUCUGGUUGGGAGCUCUGUUCAUCACUUUUGGAUUGAUGUGUGUUUUAUCUGAGAAGUUCCCAAGCCUGUGCCUGGUCAUCCUGAAUGUGAUCCUGAACCUGACCGGAGUUGGUUUCGCCAUAGCAGCCAUUGUGCUCUACAGCAUCUACAUAUCACACCUUAAUAUCUGGUGGUGGAAUUGCUCCACCUCCAGGUACUGCAACUACGACAACACCCGUACUCCACCUUCACAGAGUGAAAGCGAAUUGUUCAGGCAGCUUUGUCUUGAAGGCAAUUUGGUGUCUCGGGUGCUCCUGAUAGGAAUGAAUGUUGUGCUGAUCCUCCUGUCCAUCAUGGAGCUCUGCGUCGCCAUCAGCGCCGUCGUCCUCAGCAUCAAGACUCUGAGGAACUCUGCGCAGGAGGAAAACACGGUCAGUCCACACAAACUAAACCAGUUAGUUACUUUACAAGUAAACAAGAAGAAAACAGGCAGACUGGUUUCUGCUGAAACCAGCAGCUACUUCUAUGUUUGAGAUGUAAAGCUAAAAGCUGAACUGGAAGACAACAGAAGCGAAUCUGAUCAGGAUUUUCUCGUUGUCUGUUAGAUUUCUUUGUAUUCUGACACUUUUUCUCUGCUGUUGUU
Messenger RNA from Xiphophorus hellerii (green swordtail), 1075 nucleotides. Its product is annotated as B-lymphocyte antigen CD20-like. Gene Ontology annotation, cellular component: membrane. NCBI's taxonomy places the organism in Eukaryota, Metazoa, Chordata, Actinopteri, Cyprinodontiformes, Poeciliidae. The record is from RefSeq and is a predicted model, not a curated record. The transcript has 6 exons. Bases 177 to 965 code for a protein of 262 amino acids.